Molecule: messenger RNA, 2815 nt
Organism: Rhineura floridana
Lineage: Eukaryota; Metazoa; Chordata; Lepidosauria; Squamata; Rhineuridae
Exons: 11
Coding region: 147-1400 (417 amino acids)
Source: RefSeq, a predicted model, not a curated record
CUCCUAAAGGAAAAGAGUCACUGGCUCUUGGAUGGCAAAAGGUGGAUGCGUUCCGGCAAGAAAAUACAAGUUUUGGAUUGAUCUGGGUCCCUAGGGAAUUCUCUGUGGGUGUGCCUCUGAAUCCUGGGGAAGUGCCUGAUGACGUAAUGGAGUAUCCCUUCAGACAGCUUCCCAAAGAUUUUGCCAAGGGUCAUUCAUCUAUCCAGCUGACAGUGUAUGACGUCGCUAAUGAAAGACAGAGACUGCAAAGCUACCAAGCAAGGAAGGAAAGGUUUCAAGGACCCUCUUUUCUCUAUCCUCCUUGGGUCCCACACGAUCCCAGUGCCGUGCUGCCAAAUCCUCCGACAGUAAACCAGCCGUUUGAUCUGUAUAUAGAUGCGCUUCAUUAUAUACCUGACAAUGCCACAAUCACAAAGGUAACAGGUCAUUUCAAGAAUUCUGACUUAUGCAUCUUGCACCCUUUCUUGGCAUUUCCGGUUCUUGAGAGUUCAUCUCGAAAUCCAGAAUUCCAGUACCGAGCAGCGAUAAGUGGCGGAGUUCCAGAUGGGAUGGAUAUCAACACCUGGCUCCUGUUUCAAGUUCAUACAGUAGAUAUUGAUUCUGGAGACCUCGUUCUACUAGUUCUGCCCGAUCAGCUGAAAGCCUGGUGUGUAGAAAUGUUAGGCGAGCGGGGACGUUUGUCACCGCAGCAACUUCUGAAAUGCAUUAUCGGCAGGAGGCUGGAGUCCGUGUCCGAAUCGAGCAAGCUUUUGGGCUUAAAGGUUUUGCAUCCUUAUCUCGAUGAUCACAGUGUUCUGCUAGUCCAGAUAUAUGGCUUGGAUGUUAUUUAUACCCCGGAUCCCAGUGGACAAAGACCAGGCACGAUAACACCACGUUCUGGCCAGGUUGUCGAGCUUAAUAAACAAUCCCAACUGGGGUGGACAGCUGUUCCGUUCUUCGACAGAAACUAUGUGAGAAGUGGGGUGCACAAUGCGCCUUUGUUUCAAGGGGUGCCGAGUGCCGAAUUUCUACAGAGCAUAACCUCCCAUCCUGUGAAAGAUGUUAUGGCUGAAGGUUUGCGGAAAAAGAGGCUCAAGCUCCUAGCCACGUACGGCAGUGUGGCUGUUGAGGUGUGGGAUGGUCAUUACUUUGAUGACGACCGGCAGGAAUUGCCCGUUCUAAAUGACCUCCUAGCCAUCGACGCAACAGGGAAAUUUUUGGCAACUCAAGCCAGCAAGAGGGGCAAGGAUAUGUCACAGCUUGUUCUGAAAACUCUGGAUAAAAAAUCAAGAAAACUGGGUCGCACCAGCCUUGAAUAUCUGCAGCAAGAACAUUUUUACAAGCAAGCAAUGGGGAACGUCUUUUACAAUGUUGUGGUGAUUAGACACAUCGUAGAAGAUAAGGCUAUUGGUGGCUACUAGUCCUGAUGACGAUACGAUACCUCCAUUAUUGGAGUUGGCAUGCCUCUGAAUACUAGUUGCUGGGAAUUAUAAGUGGGGUGAGUGCUGUUGCGCUCAUGUCUUGCAUGUAGGUUUCCCCAUGCACAUCUGAUUGGCCACCAUGAGGAACAGAAUGCUGGACUAGAGGGGCUUUUGGCCUGAUUCUAUCUAAAAGUGGAAAUGGACUGCCUUCAAGUCGAUCCUGACUUACGGCAACCCUAUGAAUAGGGUUCUCAUGGUAAGCGGUAUUCAGAGAGGGUUUGCUAUUGUCUCCCUCUGAGGCUGAGAGGCAGUGACUGGCCCAAGGUCACCCAGUGAGCUUCCUGUUGUGUGGGGAUUCGAAUCCUGGUCUCCCAGGUCAUAGUCCAGCACCUUAACCACUACACCACACUGGUUUUCACAUGUUUAUAGAACAGUCAUAUAAUAUCCUCAAAGAAGGAAUGGAGUAGAGAGAAUAACAAAAAUACAAUUAGGUUUAGACUCCAUUCUUUUUUAUUUUUCUUAACCGGUAUAUAAAAAAAAGUGCCUGCACAACAAAGGGAACUGAUAAUCCCAUAUGAAAUUUGCAGCAAGAUCAUGUUGUGGUUCAUAUUGGGGAAAAGGCUCAAAUCCCCCACUUCAUAAGACAGGAGUGGAGAACCUUUGGCCCUCCAGAUGUUGAACUACAAUUCCCAUCGGCUCUAGCCAGGGAUGGUGGAAGUAGUAGAUCAACAACAUCUGGAGGGCCCAAAGGUUCCCCCACACCUACCGUAAGAGAAUGGAAUGAGAAAAUGUACAAGUACGCAGUUAUGGCAAAGCUAACAAGCUGUUUAAGAGUGAAAGAGGAAAGGUAGAAACUAAGUACCGUAUACAGAGUCAGGCCAUGUUUAUUGAAUACAGACUGGGGUAACCAAGCACAUUCUUCACAAGAUUCGAAAUAUUUAUUUGAGAUUAUAUAACAGAAACCAAAUUAUGAAUGUCACACUUUCAAUUUUCUAUCUUUGUUAAUUAAAUAUAUAUAUGCAUUAACUGAAUACAUUGAGAAGUUAAAAGAAAAGUCUCCUUGGCUCACAGUGCUCAUUUGAAAUCCCAACUGCAUUACAGAAGAAGGCAGGAUCUAAAACACGUAACUAAACCGGAAUGGGAAACCUCUGGCCGGGGGCCACUGCAGCCCUCCAACUCCCUCUGUCUGGCGCCUUGUGUCUCUUCCCAGAGCACACCCCUCAUUGCCCCCGAGUGAGUGCUUUUGCUUGGCUGGAAUUAGGGCUGGGGGAGAAAUUUGAUGGUUUGCAUUUAAAUCCAAAUCUAUCAGAUUUGCACUUUGCGAAACUAUGUGGGAACCAAAACAUAGACAUCCUCCAAAAUACAGUGUUAACAAAAGGCCUACACUGGGGAAAAGGGUGCAUAAAAAUGAAUAU